Molecule: messenger RNA, 1336 nt
Organism: Nymphalis io (European peacock)
Lineage: Eukaryota; Metazoa; Arthropoda; Insecta; Lepidoptera; Nymphalidae
Gene: nac
Product: GDP-fucose transporter 1
Exons: 5
Coding region: 161-1168 (335 amino acids)
Biological process (GO): GDP-fucose import into Golgi lumen; protein O-linked glycosylation via fucose
Cellular component (GO): Golgi apparatus
Molecular function (GO): antiporter activity
Source: RefSeq, a predicted model, not a curated record
CGGGCACAACAUUGCGGUACGGUGGUGAUGUGGUUGAUUAUUUAUUUACUUUAAAACAUUAUUUAUAAGAACACCGCUAUUAACGGUGUAAAGUUAAAAAGGCAAUAAAAAUAUAGUGAGCGUGAAAUUCUAGCUUUAUUUAUAAAGCUUUUAAAUAAACAUGAAAGAUCGUCAAUCAGAUUUGUGUUCGAAAUAUAUAAAAAUCUUUAUUGUUGUUUCUUGUUACUGGAUAGUAUCAAUUGCAACAGUUUUUGUAAAUAAGAGUCUGUUAAGCAGUCAAUCUGUUAAUUUGGAAGCUCCCUUGUUUAUAACAUGGUUUCAAUGUGUAGUUUCAUUUACAAUAUGUUUUACAUUGAGCAAAACAGGAGGUAUUCCUGGUAUAUUCAGUUUUCCAAAAGGUACACCAUGGUCUAAAGAUAUUGUUGGAAAAGUAAUCCCGUUAUCUAUAAUGUUUACAUUGAUGAUAGCAACAAAUAAUCUCUGCUUGAAAUAUGUUGGAGUACCAUUUUACUACAUAGGAAGGUCUCUGACUACAGUAUUUAAUGUUAUAUUUAGUUGGAUUUUAUUGAGACAAGUUACAUCAUACAGAUGUGUACUUUGCUGUGGUUUCAUCAUAUUUGGAUUCUAUCUCGGUGUUGAUCAGGAGAACUUACUUGGUUCAUUUUCAUUAAUUGGAACAAUAUAUGGAGUCGUUGGCUCCCUCAUGUUGUCUCUAUACUCCAUUUACACAAAAAAAAUCUUACCGAUUGUGAACCAAGAAGUAUGGUUAUUAUCUUAUUAUAAUAAUGCAUACUCAAUUAUUUUAUUUUUACCACUGAUAGUUAUAAAUGGAGAAGUGACUGUUUUGUUGAAUUAUAAUAAUUUUAAUAGCACUUAUUUCUGGAUACAAAUGGUUAUCGGUGGAUUCUGUGGAUUUGCUAUUGGCUAUGUGACAUCAUUGCAAAUUAAGGUCACGUCACCCUUGACUCAUAAUAUAUCGGGAACAGCGAAGGCAUGCGCUCAAACAGUGAUAGCAACUCAGUGGUAUAAUGAAACCAAGAAUGGUCUCUGGUGGAUGUCAAAUAUAAUAGUGCUAGCGAGCAGCGCAUUGUAUGCAAGGUUUAAACAAGUUGAAAUGGAAGAGAAUUCUAGAAAACCAAUUCCAGAAGAAAGAAAGAGCUUAGUGUAACUGGAUAAUGAUGUUAGUAAUAGUAUAACGAAUUAAACAAAAUAAUUAUAGACAUACCAAAGUCGUAAUUAAAUUAAAUAUAUUGUUAUAAUACAAAUUACUUUAAGUAUAAUAAAUGUGUUAUAGUAUUAAUAUUAAGAAUAUAAAUACCUAUUUAUCCUGCACAAA